This is a messenger RNA of Cygnus olor (mute swan), 6348 nucleotides long. It is a transcript of the gene KIF27, whose product is annotated as kinesin family member 27. The coding region runs from base 418 to 4734 and encodes 1438 amino acids. Gene Ontology annotation, biological process: microtubule-based movement; mitotic spindle organization. The transcript has 20 exons. The record is from RefSeq and is a predicted model, not a curated record. Lineage: Eukaryota; Metazoa; Chordata; Aves; Anseriformes; Anatidae. Gene Ontology annotation, molecular function: microtubule motor activity; microtubule binding; ATP binding.
GGCCGUUGCCGGCGGCCGUUGCCUAGCGAGGCGCUGUCAACAGCCGUGCGAGCGGCCCACGCGCGGCCCGCCGGCCCCACGGGCGGCUGCCCCGAGGCCCGGACCAGGUUUGGAGCGGGGAGCGACGGGGACGGGGCUGGGGGGAGCCUCCCCACCCCGCCUCCUGCCGCUUAGCCGGCAUUUUGCUUUGCGUUUGUUUUUUAGGAAAUAGUAUAAUUUUGGGAGGCGGGCGUUGCCAGCCUUUUAAAGCAGGCCUUGCUGCUGCAUACAAAGAAGGCACCUGGGUAAAUAAAGACAGAAGCCCACCAAAAUGCGGUUGGGAUCUGUAGCUAGUGCAGAAAAUUGCAAAUGAAGUGAACACAGGAAUUGUAAGAGAUCUUGUAAUGACUUCAUGAAUACUGAGUGGGGAGCACAGAGAUGGAGGCCGGCAUGGAGGAGAUCCCAGUUAAAGUUGCAGUAAGGGUCAGACCUCUGCUUUCCAAGGAAGUACUUCAUAACCACCAAGUGUGCGUGAGAUUAGUCCCAAAUACACAACAAAUUAUCAUUGGGAAAGACCGUGUCUUCACUUUUGAUUUUGUAUUUGGCAAAAACUCAACCCAAGAAGAAGUUUAUACAGUUUGCAUUAAACCUCUUCUAGUGUCUUUGACUGAGGGAUAUAAUGCUACAGUAUUUGCAUACGGACAGACAGGUUCUGGGAAGACUUACACCAUUGGAGGUGGUCACAUUGCAUCAGUUUCAGAGGAUGAAAAGGGCAUAAUCCCACGGGCUAUUCAGGAAUUAUUUCAGCAUAUUUCUGAAAACCAUAACAUUGAUUUCCGUGUGAAAGUAUCUUAUAUAGAGGUUUACAAGGAAGAACUUCGAGAUUUAUUGGAGUUGGAGACCUCUGUGAAAGAUUUACAUAUCCGAGAAGAUGAAAAGGGAAAUACAGUGAUUGUCGGUGCUAAGGAAUUCCAAGUAGAAUGUGCAGAUGAAGUGAUGAGCCUGUUGGAAAGUGGUAAUGCAGCUCGUCACACAGGCACAACACAAAUGAAUGAACACUCUAGUCGAUCGCAUGCCAUUUUUACUAUCAGUAUUUGUCAGAAACAGUCUGCAGAGUCUCAAAAAAACAGUGAUGUUCCACAGGAUUCGUCUUGGAAAUCAGUCCAGAUGAUUGCUUCAAAGUUCCAUUUUGUGGAUUUGGCAGGAUCAGAGAGGGUGACAAAGACCGGAAAUACCGGUGAACGAUUCAAAGAAUCAAUUCAGAUCAAUAGUGGUUUGUUGGCCUUGGGAAAUGUCAUCAGUGCUCUUGGAGACCCAAAAAGGAAAAGCGUACAUAUUCCAUACAGGGAUGCUAAAAUCACUCGCAUUCUGAAAGACUCCCUAGGAGGAAAUGCCAAGACUGUCAUGAUAACAUGUAUAAGUCCAUCUUCAUCAGACUUUGAUGAAUCUUUAAAUUCGCUCAAAUAUGCAAACAGAGCCAAAAACAUUAGAAAUAAACCAGUUGUAAACUACAACCCUGAUCAAGACCGGAUUGAUGAAAUGGAACUUGAAAUCAGAUUGCUCCGAGAAGCUUUGCAGAACCAACAAGUCAGUAAUCAGUGUUCACACGACGUAAAUCAAGAAAGAACCCGAAUCAGUUUGCUAGAAGAACAGCUCACCCGGCUCCAAGUUCAGUGCUUCAGCUACAGAAACUGUUUAGAUGAAGCCUUCCCAUUCCUGGUUGAUUUGAAUGAUGAUGUUAGCUUAAAAAGAAGUCAUCGGGACAGGUUGCAAAGUUGGAUCAACAUGGUACGGGAAGUAAUGAAGGAAGCUCUCACCGUGCAGCAAAUUGACACUGGAACCGGGACCAUGCAAGAGCCCCAUCACAUCACAAUUCUUCAGCUGAAGAGAGAACUAAAGAAAUGCCAGCAGGCUCUAGCUAUGGAUGAAGAAGUAUUCAGCCAGAAGGAUCAUGAAUUGAAGAUAUUGCAGAAUCAGAUAAAGACAUUAAUACAGGAAAAUGAAGAGCAACUGGAAUCUUUAAAGAAGGCUCAAGAAACACAUAGAUUACAGAAUGAAAAAAUGGUGGACCAGCAAAUCCUUAUUGAUCAGCUAAAAGAAAAAUUAGAGAAGUCUGUGGUUGUGAAAACUUUGGACUUCUCAAGUGCUUGUGGAGAUGGGCCUGCUGUUACUGCAUCUGCAAGAAGGCCAUAUAGUGUCCCACUCACAAAGAGUCUGCUACACUCCUUUCAUCCAUCUUCAGGGACAGAGACGCGAAAGGUGUAUACCAGUCCCCCUGCUUUUUCCCUGGCUCGGAUGAUGGCAGGAUUCCGUGCUCGUAGCCAGAUGAUACUGAGCUACUUAGAAGAUCAAGAUGAAGUCCUUCACUGCCACUUCUCUGAUCAGAGUGAUGAAGAGAAAGAAAAUACAGACAGUAAAAAGCAUUCAAUAAACCAAACAUGGACACGAAAACGGGCUUCUCUGUGCUUUCCCUUUGAGCUAAGUGACAUGAAAUGUCAAGUAGACAAGUCCAAUUUAUGUAACAAAUCUGUGCUACAGACUGAUACAGCCACAGGUGAAGAAAUUGACUGCCUCCAGAAAAGUCGUGUUUUUAACAUGCAGAAGCUAAAGAAUUCAGAAUUGAGACUCACUGAGGCCAAGCAAAAAAUGAGAGAACUUGCACUUAACAUCAAAAUGAAAGAAGAACUUAUUAAGGAAUUAGUAAGAACAGUGUCUGGGAUAGGAGAGAAGAUACAACACUGUGCUGGGAAUGCUUGCAUUCCCAUCAUAGCAGUAGAGAAGCAGGAGUCAGAAGUGGAUGAGGGAAAAGGUAAGGAUGCACAGUCUGUAAGCAGGCAAUAUUCUUUGAAGAUAACUAAACUGGAACAAGAGUCUGAGCAGGCCAAAAUGGAACUGGCUGAAACACAAAAGCAGCUUCAGGAGCUGGAGAAUAAGGAGCUGAGAGACAUUCCAGAGAAAGCCAAGUUACAAAAAGAGUUCCGGAAGAAGAUGGAUGCAGCUAAGCUGAAAGUGCAGGCUUUACAGAAGAAGAAGCAAGACACUAAGAAUCUGGCUUCUCUAUCUAACCAAAGUGAAAAACGAGCAAUAGAACUUGAGCAGAACGUGGCUCAGAUGAAGCAUCAGCAGACCCUGCUAGAGAAAAGACUGCGUGAGGAGAGUGAAAAAAAGAAGCAACUAGAAGCAGAGAUUCAGCGCGACCAGCUACAAAUUAAAGAACUUCAGCUUAAGAUGGAACAACAACAGAAGAUUCUUAAACUUAAAGACAGAGAGAUUGCUGCAUUUAAAAAGAAGAAAAAUAAUUCGGUGGGAACUUUACAGAAAUCAGAGAAAUUAGAAGAGCAAAAGAAAUGGCUGGAUGAAGAAAUGGAAAGAAUUCUUCAACAGCACCAACAGUUAGCGGAACUAGAAGAAGAUUUAAAGAAAAGAGAAGCCAUUGUAGCUAAAAAAGAAGCAUUAUUGCAAGAGAAAAACCACCUAGAAAUCAAGAAACUGAGAUCUAGCCAGGCUUUAAACAAAGAUAGUAUGAAAUUGUCUACUCGCUUAAGUAUGCUGGACCAGGAAUUGUGUGAUAAAGGAAUGCAGCUUCAGGAUAGCACUACUGAAGAUAAGACAGACAUUCUGGAAAAAAUUCAGGUUCUUCAGAAGGAAAGGGAUCAGCUACUCAGAAGAAGAAAUAGUGUGGAUGAGAAACUGAAAGAGGGUAAAGUGUUGUCAGCUGAAGAAGAACAUGUCCUUUUCCAGCUGGAAGAAGGAAUUGAAGCCCUGGAGGCUGCUAUUGAUUACAAGAAUGAAAGUAUUCAGAGUCGCCAGUACUUGCUUAGAUCCUCUUCACAGAUCCUUUCACAGAGUGAGGAUAAUGUAAUAGGAAAACUAGUUUCCUUGUCUGCUGAUGAGCUCAGAGCUAUCCUCUUCAAAUACUUUAACAAGAUUGUUGGCCUGCGAGAGUCUGAACGUAAAUUACAACUGCAGACUGAAGAACAGGAAAUGAAGGUCAUAGACCAGGAAAACAUAAUACGUGAAUUGGAAUCUGCACUUGAGCACAUCAAGUUGCAGUGUGACAGGCAGCUGACGCUACAACACAGAGAACAUGAGAAAAAACUGCAGUUGAUACUGCAUCAUUUCAAAGAACAAGAUGGUGAAGGUAUUGCAGAAACCUUGAAAGAGUAUGAAGUAAAAGUCCAGCAACUGGAAAAAGACUUAUUUUUCUAUAAGAAAACCAGCAGAGAGCUGAAGAAGAAAUUGAAGGGCUUUUUUGGAGAGUCAUCCCAUCAACUAAUGGCACCUACUAAAUGUAACAGUGCUGGUGACAGGGCAUCCAGUCAAGAUGAAUCGCAAGCUGCUUCUGAGGAAUUCAAGCUAACCCAUAACCCCGAAACCAACAGUCAAGCAGGAAAAAUAAAAGAAGCAGACAGAACAAAUAUUCUGAGAGCACGGCAGAAUUCUUACAAGCUUGGAGAAGAUGUAUCAGAAUUUGGAUGCAACAAAGAGUGUUUGUCAAGCACUAGUGAUGACAGAAUAGGAAGAGAUGAAGCUCAGCCUUCAAAAUCUCAUCCUCAGCUACCUUCUGUCACCCACAGAAGAGAUACCACAACACAAUUUCAAGGAGUAACCUCUGUAAAACUAUCUCGCCGAGAGCUACGUCAUAUCCCUCCCUCUGAAUUAUCUUUGAGGCGCUCAAGCCUUGGUGCAGGUGUCAGUUUUAUUGCUCCAGACUCCAUCGAAAUGGACAAAAAGUCUAGUAUCACUAAGACAUAGUUACUCUUCAUUGAAUUUUAAUAGCUGUUGGUACCGAAGGUACUGUGUUAGAUUCCUUUGUUGAUGGUCUUGUUAAGUAGCAGCCAUGGAUGAACAACUUAAUCCCCUUUAGUUCUACUGGUCACUAUCAAGUCAUUAGGUGCUUGUGAUGUUCACACAGUUUGAGUGAAUCUGAGAUGGAUUUUAAUUAAUGCAGUAUCUAUGGACAUAUCAUUCAAAGACCUUUUAAUGUUGAAGAAGUAAUUUAUAUUGUUUACUUGUUUUUAUUUCACUAACUUAAAAUAUUUUUCAUAAAUUGCACUGUGAAGUGCACUGUACCUGUGUAAUUUAGGUUUCCUGAAAGAACAUUUUGCUUCAUUUUAUUGGAUCAGAAACAAUAACAAACUACAUAAUUUAUUUCACUAUAUAACUAGAAAAUACAGUUUCCAGAAUCUUACCUAGUAUUGAUAAUGACUGACUUCUGUAUGCUUUUUUCAAAAUACGUUUUAUACAAGCCAUGCUUGAGAUUAAAUUUGGUGCCUAAAGAUAAACUUGUUAUUGAAAAGGAAUGUGAAAGUAUUUUAAAAAUAUAUAUCUAAUUACUUUAAAUGUCCUAUCGCAUGACCCAGAAGUUUUUUGUUUUUCAAAAAAAAAUAUAUCUUUAAUUCAAAAUAAUUGUUAUGGUCUGGUUGUGAAAUUAAGAGAACUGCUUAUUUCACUUGAAGGUUUUGUUUGUUGGGGCUUUAAAAAAAUUGCACUUUGGGAAUCUCAAAGCGUGUUGUUUGUUUCUGUACCGUUACAGUAGAAAAAAGAGGAUAAAAUUCAGCAUUUUCUAGGUAAGCUAAAUGGACAAAUACAGUAUUUUCUUUGUACUAAUUACUCAUGUCUUUUUUUUAGAAGAUAGACAAAUAAUUCUUUUGGAUACCCUAUCUGCUUCAGAGCAAAGGCUACAUGUAUCCUUUGAUUUACUGUUGUUGGUAAUCAGUUCAGGAUGAAAAGCAAACCUUUUUCGUAAGAGUACAGUACUCACUGAGAAGCAUACACUUAAUAGCUGCACAAACUUGAAUGCAGAGAGCAGAAUGUCUGCACUUAAGUGAAUUUAACACUUUUAUCCAUAACUCUCUCCAACAUAUCAAAAGAGGCACUUUUGAAAGUAAGGUUAGUUUUAUAUUAGCGGUGGACUACAAGUGAGCAUGUUUGAAAAUGUUGUUGUGGAUUAUUAGACGUACUAAGCAAAGGGAUUUUUACUCUGCUGUUUUCUGGGCAAGUAGUGUAUAGCAUGUGUGGCUGUAGAUAUGAAAGGACUGCAUUUUUCCUUGCUGCAAGCACAGAAUAAAUUUGUCCACAUCAUGAAGUGGCUGUUACAACAUGAUAAAUGGACCUAUUGUCUUGUGGCACAUUUACAAUUUUUCUGAGUAGAUUGCAAAAUACUAUAUUCUAAAUGGUUAGGUAAACCAUACUUAAUUAUUCCAUCUUGUUCAUCUCAAUUGUGAGAUAAGAAUCGUCAUCUUUUUGUUGGAUUAUUUCUACUUUCAUGGAAGUAACAAGUCUUGCUAAUGUUAAGUUUAAUAUUAGUGUCUAUAUUAUUCACUCCAUGUUUGUUGUCAAAGAGCAAUAAACAAACAAGUAAAUACA